Molecule: messenger RNA, 967 nt
Organism: Cyphomyrmex costatus
Lineage: Eukaryota; Metazoa; Arthropoda; Insecta; Hymenoptera; Formicidae
Product: putative OPA3-like protein CG13603
Exons: 3
Coding region: 242-901 (219 amino acids)
Biological process (GO): regulation of lipid metabolic process
Cellular component (GO): mitochondrion
Source: RefSeq, a predicted model, not a curated record
CGUUAUCGUUCGCGGGGAUCCGCACUGAUCCGCAUAUCCACAGUGAUCUGUGAUAUGGUUGUGAUGAUGGAGUUUGCGUUCGGCAUGGUAGAUAUCUGCUGACGGAAAGAUAUAUCAAAAUACAUGCUUUGCAGCGACGUGCAAUCUGUUAUAUUGUGUAACUCGUGAUAUCAUUCUGAUAUAAAUAAUCAAGGCUAUCUAGAAAACAGAUGAGAAAAUACUGUAGCAUUAAUCGGUAAAGAUGCCAGUCGGAGUAUUUCCAGCCCUCAAAUUGGGUGUACUGUUUGUCAAACAGAUCAGUAAACCUUUAGCUAAAUUUCUUGUCAAUCAAGCAAAAAGUCGUCCUAUUUUCAGAACUUAUUUCAUCAUACCACCCGCUCAAUUUUAUCAUUGGGCAGAAGUAAAAGCAAAAAUGUAUGUCAUGAAUCUUGGUAAGCCUACAAAGGUUGCCAAGUUAAAUGAAGCAAUGGCAAUCGAAUUAGGCGCCAGUCUAAUAGGUGAAUUGAUUAUCUUCAGUGUAGCUGGAGCAUGUGUGAUAUUGGAGUACAACAGGCAAGUCACAAAAGAGACGAAGAAAGAGGAGCUCCGUCAAAUGCAAAUACAAAAGUUUACGGAUGAUAUUCAAGCGUUACAUAACAUUUCAUUACAACAAGAAACACAAAUUCACUAUUUACAAAAUGCAAUCCAUGAAUUAGCAAAACAUACGAAGCACAAGCUACCUGAACUGAUUUCACGGCCAACAAAUAAUAGCAGUAAUAAUUUAGAAGACGAUAUGAGAAAGAAUUAUAAUAAAAAUAGCAACAAUUCAAUGGAAGCAAAUCCAGGAAGUGAGAACACAUCGUUAAUACAGCGUGCUAUAGUGUAUUAUAAUAAAGAAUUGAAAGAAGAUAAGCUUAGAUAAGUGAUAUUUUAUACUUCUUUUCAAGAUGUACGAAAUACAAUACGUACAUAUUUGAAAAUAUAGAUG